Molecule: messenger RNA, 2025 nt
Organism: Botrytis cinerea B05.10
Lineage: Eukaryota; Fungi; Ascomycota; Leotiomycetes; Helotiales; Sclerotiniaceae
Exons: 1
Coding region: 294-1709 (471 amino acids)
Source: RefSeq, a predicted model, not a curated record
GACAAUAACCAACCUCCCGCUUUUUCCCCAGCCUCGUAAUUUAUUCCAAGGAACAUGAGCUGGCAACGCUAUCCAACACAGGAACUUUUUGACAGAGUCUUUUAAGUCUUAUCAAUUCGUUCCGGUAAUCUUUCACUUUGUGAAGCUCAAUUGACGAAUAUUUCGAUUCACGAUAACACUUUAUCACGGCUGAUGGUACGAGGCUGCACUUAGUUGGAUGUUGAAGUAAAUAAAACUUCAUCAUCUUCGAAUACCAACCCAAGACACGGCAUUUCCACGAAAAGAUAUCCAUCAUGCCUGUUAUAUCUUCUUACGUCUCCCCUCUCCUCAAACGGAACGCCGUUUCUUCUUUAUCUUCAUCUCCCGACACCGCUUCCUCCACAUCAAACAUCAUCGCCAAAGCUCUCACCGCACGCGAUGUAGGCCAGACAGUUGAUCCCUCUAGUGGUGUUACACCUUUCGAUACUGUUCCCAACAAAUUUGUCUUCAUCAUACUUGGAUUGAUUGGCGCUGGCUUUGUUAUCACUGGUAUCUGGUUCUUUUUCAUUGCCAAAAAUGGUGGAUUUGUCUUCCAUGAAAAUGAUUGGGAUGAUUAUAAGUCUACGGUCUUGAGACGCAAAGGUCCCAAUGGUACCACUCUUUCUGGAGGUUCAGAAGCUACGGAUCUUGGAGGCGGUAGUAUUGUACAUGGAGAAAAGAAGAGGAGCACAUGGGGAAGAAAGAACAAAAAGAGUAAGAGGGGUGGAAGUGGUAUGGAGAGAUCGAGAUACAAGGACUAUGAUGAGGAAGAGAGCUCACUCGGUACACAAAGUGAGGUCACUUAUAGCGAAAUGAGCGAGGUCAACUACCCACGAAAGGAAAAGAAGCAUAAGAAGAGCAGACUCCGCGGUGGGGACUUGGGCGAUGUACCUGAGUCUGAAUACGGCGACGACAUUGCAGAUCUUCGAGCAUACCGUCACGAGAAACCAGCACGAGUUGGCGGCAUGAACAGAGAAAGCGAAUCUAGUAUGUGGGAAGGAUCUACAAACCCUGAAGGCUCAACUGUUUCCGAUGGACUUAUACAAAACCGCGAGAGAUCUCCUGAGCGUGCCCCCGAGAGACCAAAGAAGAGUAACAACAAAGACAACUACAAAAUUCGAAAGGUUAUCGGAACGGUUCAAGGCCCACGUGCUGCUACUUCGACAAAGGAUGCUGGCGGUAGCUCGACUUUCUGGAACAGACAGAACACAACUAAGAAGAGUUCAAGACAGAGCGACGUCGGUUCAAGUGUAACGGAUGAUGAGAGAAUCAAAGCAGAAGCAAAGAAACUUCAAGAUAAGGGACGCGCAGCUCAACGUAGAGAUUUCAGUUUCCGCGUUGGUGACGAUAAUAGUUCCGCAGCCGGAUCUUCCCUCAUAUCAUCUGGUGACGCAGCGGCGAUAAGAGAACAAGAGCGCCGUGAACGAGAGGCGAGACGUGCUAGACGUGAAGCUAGGAAGAAAAGCAGAGAUCAAUCACAUUUAGCUCCACCUGCUUAUUCCGCUGCUGAGUCUAGUGUUGGCGGAAGCGAGUUGAGUAGUGUGAGGGAGGAUAGUGAGGUUAGUGGUGAUACUGGACAUAAGAGUUAUCCUUGCUUUAUUCCGGGUUUGAGUAGUGAGAGAGGUGGAAAUGAAACGGAUUACACAGAGGAUAGAAGGAAGAAGAGAAACGGGGGAUAUAGAAGGGAGUAAACGAUUUGACGAGUGAAAAAUGGUUGGGAUGCGAUGCUUGUAUGAAUUGGUCUGGGAUGGAUGGAGGCAAAUGGAAAGCAAAUAUUGGGACGAAAUACGAUACGAUGUUAUGCAUGCGAUGGUUGGAUGCACGGAUGGCCAGGCUUGUGGAUAUAAUGGGGAUGGGUAAUUUCAUAAUGAACCGUGGUUUUGCGUUUUUUACAGGGAGGGAGUUCACAUUACAUGGCCACGGCCUUUCCAGGAAUUGUAAGUGUAGUAUCACAGUUUUAGAUAGCAAACAUUUGGGUAUGCGAAUGAAUACAUAUGCAUGCACACA